CAUAUCUCUUGCCAUUCUCUCCUACCAGGCUACCACAAUCUCUUCGAUCCAUAACCUUAAAUAAUUAUUAUCUCAACGAUUUUCGCCAUGCUUCCAGGAGAGCUUACAGGUAUUCAGUAUCUAGCGCCAGAAAACCCAAUUCCAUUCUCAGCUAAUCUUGGCCUGAUGCAGCAGACCAGUAUGCCGACUUUCCAUUAUAAUAGACUCAUAAGCAACUUUUACAGUAACCCUUCUUUCCCUCAGCCUGUCCAAGACUUCACUCAACAGUCUUCAAGUCUCAGCAACAAUUCAACUUCUGAUGAAGCGGAGGAAAACCAACUGAGUAUCAUCGACGAAAGGAAGCAGCGAAGAAUGAUUUCUAACAGGGAGUCUGCUCGCAGGUCUCGAAUGAGAAAACAAAAACACCUGGAUGAGCUAUGGUCUCAGGUGGUUCGUCUUCGAACAGAGAACCACAAUCUGAUAGACAAAUUGAAUCAUGUAUCUGAGUGCCAUGACCGUGUUCUUCAGGAGAACGCAAGACUCAAAGAAGAAGCUUCUGAUCUUCGCCAAAUGCUAACUGACCUGCAAAUUGGUAGUCCUUUCACUGCCAGUGCUUUAAGAGACCUUGAAGACGUCCCCUGCAACACAGCCCAUCUCAGAGCUGAAUCUUCAAACCAAUCCAUCUCUAGUUCUGUAGACUUACUUCAUUAGAAACAAAAAGAAAAAGGAGAGAGAGAGAGAUGUUUUUCCAAAAUAACUACUUUAUGUUUUAUCUGUUUGUUGCAGUUGUUAAUCAGUCUUUACCCUGACGAAUUUAGCUUGUAUGAGAACAGAAAUAGACUGCAAUAACAACCCUUGACCAUCUUCUUCUUA
Messenger RNA from Ricinus communis (castor bean), 852 nucleotides. RefSeq names its product basic leucine zipper 43. Gene Ontology annotation, biological process: regulation of DNA-templated transcription. The record is from RefSeq and is a predicted model, not a curated record. The transcript has a single exon. Bases 88 to 690 code for a protein of 200 amino acids. NCBI's taxonomy places the organism in Eukaryota, Viridiplantae, Streptophyta, Magnoliopsida, Malpighiales, Euphorbiaceae. Gene Ontology annotation, molecular function: DNA-binding transcription factor activity.